Messenger RNA from Penicillium concentricum, 2331 nucleotides. Its product is annotated as 3'-5' exonuclease. Bases 1 to 2331 code for a protein of 776 amino acids. Lineage: Eukaryota; Fungi; Ascomycota; Eurotiomycetes; Eurotiales; Aspergillaceae. Gene Ontology annotation, biological process: rRNA processing; ribosomal large subunit assembly. The transcript has a single exon. The record is from RefSeq and is a predicted model, not a curated record. Gene Ontology annotation, molecular function: nucleic acid binding; exonuclease activity. Gene Ontology annotation, cellular component: nucleus.
AUGGCUCGCAAAACGCCCAAGAAGCGUGGUACGACCCGCCAGCCUGUAAAGCGUCCGGAAUAUCCUUGCCCAGUGUGCAUCGAUCGAACAUUCAAAACAGAACAAGGCUUCAACGACCAUGUCAAGUUUGUACACAACAUCUUCUCAUGUCCGAAGUGUGACGAACUCUUUGCGGCUGAGGAUGACUUGAUUCGACACAGAAACGGCGCGCGCCAUGGGAAGCCGGCAUUCGGGGGCAAAGUGAAAUCGGCUUUCUCUGCUUCCGUGUCUGAGACUGAAUAUACUUCUUCAAUGCAGAUGCCGAUGCGGGUCCAUCAACAGUCGUCGCAGGCCCGUCCUUCCAUUGGCCAGAAUCGUGAACCACCUACCGAUGCCCGUUUUGAUGCACCUGCGAAAGCCCGUGGUCAAUCCCCCGCUCAGGGACAUCAGCAAUCCGCAGAUCAGGUCCGUCAAACACACGGCCAGGUUGUCCAACCGCAAACUCAUGUUCUUUCACCACAACCUCACAUCUCCCGCUCACAAGCGAAUAUCGUUGAAUCCCAGCCCUACCUCCAUCCAUCCGGAUAUCAAGUCUUCCGUCACCAAUUCCCCGCUCAGGGACAUCAGCAAUCCGCAGAUCAGGUCCAUCAAACACAUGGCCAGGUUGCUCACUCCCCAGCUCAAGUUCUUUCACCACAAACUCACGUCUUUCGAUCACAAGUGAAUGUCGAUGAAUCCCAGCCCUACCUCGAUCCGUCAGAAUAUCAAGUCUUUCCAGUACCAACUCCAGUUAGUGACCGACAAACUCAGCUUUCUCAAAUCCAAGCUGAAAUUCGAAGUGAAAUUGAGCACGCAGCUGCCCACGCACAUCGAACACAGGCUCGGAUGUCUCCACCACCAGUGCAGGUUUUUCAAACACCCUCUGAGGUCUAUGAGAGACGACCUCGGGUUUACCACGCACCUGCUCAGGGCUACCGAGGAUUUGCUCAGGGCUCUCAGCCCCAGUUGCACUCUCACUAUUCCUCGACACAAGGCCCCCAGUCUUUCGAACGGGCCUCUGUGUCUUCAGGACGGUCGUCUCAGGCUUCUGGACGGGCGAGUCAGUCUCUUCGACAUAAUACCCAGGCACCCCCGCAGUAUCCUCACCUUCCAGCACACCACUCUCGUCCCCCAGUUCAAAACUCAGAGUCCCGUGAAGAAGACUCUCACUUCCACAUGCAACACUCUCAGAUUCAAAUUCAAAUCCAAAAUCUUCAGUCUCCACUCUCCACAACCCCCCUUCAACACUCUCAGUCACAGAUGCAUCACUCUCAAAAUGAAAUGCAAGUCCGCCAGCCUCCAGCGCAGACCUCCUCAACCCCCCUGCAAGACCCCGCCCAAGCAGAGCAACUUCCCUCACCACCAACGCACCUAUCCGCCAAGCAUACCACAACAGCCGAGGCAAACGACACGGUCACACCCGCCGCGACAGCAACGAACACCACAUCCUCCUCCAUGCAGCCAGAACCAUCCACACAAAGCCUGUCAUUGAUCUAUGAUGGGUCGCGACACCGCUGGACAAAUCUCGAUCCGCUCGAACAAACCUUACUCCACAAAUACGUCCUGGGAAGGUGCCACCCAGUCCAGCGCCUGCGUCAUCAAGGCUACCACAUCCCGCAAAACACCGACACAACCACCUGUCUGAAUAAAGGGGAACCACAUCAAACCCACAACUUCGCGUGCGGCUCAAUGCGCCUUAAGGCGAUCGUCAUAAAUUGCGAAACGAUCAAUACCACAAAAUCAACGGCGGAGCUAGCUUUCAUUGUCGCGAUCGACUUCCUCACCGGUGAAGUCCUGAUCAACAGCUACGUCGCGCCAACAGCGACUGUGACAAACUGGAUGACUCCCGUGAGCGGGAUCACGCAAGAAAAGAUGGAUGCGGCUGUCUUUGAAGGCAAAGCCUUCCGAUCGAACCGCGACGCGCGCAACGCGCUGAACGGGUUUCUCGAUCGUGACACCGUGUUGAUUGGUCAUGCUCUCCACCAUGACCUGCGGACUCUGGGCUUGAGCCACGGCCGGAUUGUGGAUACCGCGCUGGUCACUGCUGAGGCGGUAUUCCCUAACUUUUCAUCGAAAAGUGUGUUGCCGCGGAUUUGGCAACUGGGGCAGUUGGCGCGUGAAAUGCUGGAUCUUCAGAUCCAAAAGCGUGGUGAGGGACGUAGCUCCCUUGAGAAUGCUUUGGCGAUCAGGGAGGUUUUGAUUUGGUGUCUGCGUUCGCCUGAGUGCCUUCGGGCCUGGGCUGAAAAGACUCGUAGUCAAAACGAGCAUAUUCGGCAGCAGAGGAAGCGGGAUGCUGCCAAUGCCGCGAAAUAG